Mytilus californianus (California mussel) is the source of this 1776-nucleotide messenger RNA. Its product is annotated as putative ammonium transporter 3. Gene Ontology annotation, biological process: ammonium homeostasis; ammonium transmembrane transport. The record is from RefSeq and is a predicted model, not a curated record. The transcript is spliced from 7 exons. The coding region runs from base 82 to 1596 and encodes 504 amino acids. Gene Ontology annotation, cellular component: membrane. Gene Ontology annotation, molecular function: ammonium channel activity. Lineage: Eukaryota; Metazoa; Mollusca; Bivalvia; Mytilida; Mytilidae.
ACUGUACAUUAUGGAUUUUGAAAGUCUGAAUUUGAAAACUAUGAAAAUUUCUACAAAUCAAAAUCAUGAUCUUCACGCUGCAUGAAAAUGGCAAAUAAUUCAACAACAGCUAACACUAAUGGCGCGGUAGCUAUUGUAAAUAACUUGACAUGGGAUGAUGCAACAUGGAUUUUAACCAGUUCUUUCAUUAUUUUCACUAUGCAAUCUGGUUUUGGCCUCUUAGAAUCUGGUGCCGUGACCAGGAAAAAUGAAGUAAACAUAAUGAUUAAAAACGCUGCCGAUGUUAUCUUUGGUGGCAUCAGUUACUGGAUGGUAGGAUUUGGAAUGAGUUUUGGAAAAGACGAAGGAUCAAAUAGAUUUAUAGGUGUAGGAUAUUUUUUCGUUGACUCCAAUGGCCCGGAUAUGGGUCAGUUAUUCGCAACAUUUGUCUUUCAGUUAUCCUUUGCGACCACAGCAACGACUAUUGUGUCCGGUGCAAUGGCUGAACGAACUAAAUUAACAUCCUACAUGAUAUAUAGUUUCUUUAACACAUACGUUUACUGUAUACCAGCGCAUUGGGUGUGGGAUAAAAAUGGAUUUUUAAACAAAUUAGGAUGCGUAGAUAUUGCAGGAUCAGGAGUUGUACAUCUAUGUGGAGGAACGGCUGCAUUGGUAGCUACCUUUUUGUUACAACCUCGUACAGGAAGAUAUGAAAAUGGAGCACAACGCCCUACCUUAGGAAAUCCAGUAAAUACAAUAAUAGGGUUAUUCAUGCUAUGGUGGGGAUGGCUUGGGUUUAAUUGUGGAAGUACUUUCGGAAUAUCUGGAGGUAAAUGGAAGCUAGCUGCCAAAUCAGCUGUUAUAACCAUGAAUGGAUCUGUAGGAGCAGGAUUUGCUGGUAUCGUUUUGAGUGUAAUUUUGUACAAGGGUAAAUAUGAUGUAUCAACAAUAGUUAACAGUGUAUUAGGAGGGAUGGUUGGUGUAACAGCAAGCUGUGCAGUAAUAAGACCGUGGGAAGCUGUGAUAACGGGUGCUAUUGGCAGUAUUUUAAGUGUAUUUGGAGCAAGACUUCUUGAUAAGAUGAAACUUGAUGACCCUGUUGGUGCAAUUUCUGUCCACGGCGUAUGUGGAUUGUGGGGUAUGCUAGCUGUUGGUAUAUUUGCACAGAAGGAUAAAUUUCAGAAUUUGACAACGGGAAGAAACGGUCUAGUUCACGGUGGAGGCUUCUAUUUAUUAGGUGUACAGGCGUUAACAUGCGUUUCCAUAAUGGCAUGGUCAACAUUUGGAACUUUCCUUAUAUUAUGGUUAUUAAAGAAGACUUUUGGUAUUCGACUGUCUCUAGAAGAAGAAGAAUUGGGUGCAGAUUUUGUGGAACACAAUAUAGAUAUCAACAACAGAAAUGAGUCCAACAUCAUAUUUUCGUCUAGACGUACAAGUCGAAUUCCGUCAUCAGUUUCUACUAUAACAAGAGAAAGCCUUGAAAUGAUAACAAUUUCCGAAAACAUCCAAAAUGCACCAAAUCGUACUGAUCAGAACGAAGAUAAUGCUUUCUGUAAAUUCCUUGAUCAGGUUAUAAUAAAACUGAAAAGAAAUCGUGAAAUCGCACCUGCAGAAUGAUCAAAAGUUGCUGUAAUCUUGGACAGGGCUUACAUAGGAUUGAUAUACCACUAAAGUGUACAUACAACAAUAAUGAUGAAUUAUAGCAGUUAAGGCGUUGUAAACACACCUUCUAGCACAUAUUUCAUUCCGCUUAUUUUACCACAGAAAAAAAGACGUUUGUCGAAUAGGCAUUCUUAC